AAAAAUGCAAUGACCCAGCGGAACCCUUAUCGUCUGCUAGCGCACCGUGAACGUUGGGCCGCGCGGAACGAACCGCCUUUUGUAAACAACGUUUGGUCGGCGAUACGAAGUUUGAACGCCCUGCCCUCCGAUAUAUCUCCCUUCCAAGAUGGAUGCAAAGUUUGAAAGUGAUGAUGAAACAGUGAAUGGGAGAGAUUAUGACCUAGAGAGGCAUAAAGCACAAGUUCUGGCAGAAGUGGAUGCCAUUUUUGGCUUCAAGCAGAAAAAUAGUGAAGCAGCAGUAAAUGAUGUUGAAGAAACAGCAAAAGGAAAUACAGAUAAAGUGUAUUACAGAGAACAACAGAGUAGUAAAUAUAAUGAAUAUACACACAGAGAAAAAGAAGUACAAAGCACAGGUUUUUCUGAACCCUUCAUGAUACCCAAAGAUACUAGAUAUAUGAUGAGUCCAAAAGAGGUAGCAGAAUACAGUGAAAGAAGUACUGAAAAUCAUGGAGAAAGAAAUGAACAGAAAGAAAUAGAUCAAACAGAAUCACCUUCCCAGGAGAGUUACCCAGUAUACACUCCUGUGGAAGGAAGUGAAAGAGUGAACGAUGUGCCAAUGGAAACAGAAAACGUUCACUAUCGGCAGCUGAUGAAAUUUGACUUUGAGUCUCCAGUUGAAGCUCUGGAUUAUAAGAAGUGUUUUCAAGAAAUGGCAGAUAACUACACAAAAGGAUGUAAAUGGUCUCCGGAUGGCUCAUGUUUGCUGGUUGGGAGUGUGGACAAGAAGCUGCGUCUCUUUAACCUUCCAAAUCCAGUGGCAAUGGGACAAUGUCUAGACGAAUCUUGGCAAGCAGAAAGGGAACGAUACAACCUACCAGCUGUUACAGUCCGGGAAAGAGAACUGAUCUAUGACUAUGUGUGGUAUCCUCACAUGCGUUCUGAUAAUCCCCAGUCUUGCUGGAUGAUGAAAUCCUUUGCUGGGAUAUCAGGAAGUUAGGGACUAUUUUGUACAGUUUGAAGAGGGAGAUCAACACAAAUCAACGAAUCUACUUUGAUUUAGAGCCACAACUCUGCAGAUUCCUUGUGUCUGGAGACACAAGAGGCAAGGUACAGAAAUGGGAUUUAGAACAGCAAGGAACAACUGAGCUUGAUGAUAGUGUGCCAUUUCUGCAGUCUAGUGCAUCUUUUCAGGCUCAUAAAGACUGCUGUAAUGGAAUAAGCCUGCAUCCUUACAGUGCCAUUUUAGCUACUAGCUCUGGGCAGAGACACUUCCCAGAGCCAGUGGAAAGUGACUCCAGUUCCAAUGAAAGUGCAUCGAAACCCAUGUUCUCCAAGAAGAAAAUCACACAAGAAAACACUGUGAAAUUGUGGUGGCUUGGAGGACGAUGCUAAACCAUUCCAGUCACCAGUGAUAUAAUUAGAUAUUUGUAAAGCUGGACUUUUACAAAGAAAAAGCUUUUCUUGUUUUGUUUUGUUUAUGGAACUUUGAAGAAAGCUUCUGAACCUCCAGUAUUUUUUACCUUAAAAUGUUAUGAAAAUAUCCCAAAAAGUAACAGGGAAUUUGCCUUGUUUUAUUUUUUUUAUGGGGAAUAAAAUAUUUCAUACACCCAAUAUUAAUAUAAUUACCCAUUAGGUUUUGUAUAUCAAUUAUAUAACAUUUGUAAAAGUGAUGUAAUUAAAAUGAGGAAUUUGCAUUUUAUUAAUAAUCAUUAUAUGUGGUCCUGUAGUGUAGAACCUGGACAUAGUCAAGCCCAGAUUCCACUACAAAAACCAGCCGUGGUCUCUGAGCUACUUCCAGCUACCCAGCCUCUUGUUUAGAUUAUGAUAAAUACAUUCCCCAGCCCAGCCACAUACAAGUUGACAUCAAAAUGUUAUGACUGCAUAAUAUACUCAAAGACAAUCAUAAACUAUAGAUCAGGGGGUAGCAACCUAUGCUCCCCAGGCUGAAUACAGCCUGCCAUGUGCAGUAAUUUUGUGCUUCGUAAUUUCGCCUCAUCUAGCUUUUUGCUAAAUGUUGAGACCUAGUGACACAAUGCGUCAAGUCUACACAAAUUGAUGAAUGUAUUCUUAUGCCAUAAUAUUACUCAAAAAUAUAUAUUAUUACUUACUAUUA
Messenger RNA from Penaeus monodon (black tiger shrimp), 2095 nucleotides. RefSeq names its product telomerase Cajal body protein 1-like (gene WDR79). Gene Ontology annotation, molecular function: RNA binding; protein binding. Lineage: Eukaryota; Metazoa; Arthropoda; Malacostraca; Decapoda; Penaeidae. Gene Ontology annotation, cellular component: Cajal body. The record is from RefSeq and is a predicted model, not a curated record. Gene Ontology annotation, biological process: Cajal body organization.